AUGGUUUUACAUCAAUUUGAUUAUAUCUUCGCCAUUGCCAUGAUCUUCGGAUUCUUGGACGCUUUCAAUAUUGGGGCUAAUGAUGUUGCCAAUUCAUGGGCUUCAUCAGUUUCUUCAAAAUCUUUAAGAUAUUGGCAAGCUAUGAUAUUGGCAGCUAUUUGUGAAUUAUUAGGUGCCGUUUUAGUUGGUUCAAGAGUUAGUGAUACCAUUAAGAGUAAAAUUAUUGAUAUUACCAUUUUUGAAGAUAAUCCAGCUGUUUUAAUGUUAACUAUGUCAUGUGCUUUGGUUGGUUCAUCAUUAUGGUUAACUUUUGCUACUGUUAUUGGUAUGCCAGUUUCAACUACUCAUUCUAUUGUUGGUGCUGUUAUUGGUGCUGGUAUUGCUGCCAAAGGUGCUGAUAAUGUUAUUUGGGGUUGGAAAGGGGUUGCUCAAAUCAUUGCUUCAUGGUUUAUUGCUCCAAUCUUAGCAGGUAUUUUAGCAUCUAUUGCUUUCUUAAUAUCCAAAUUUGCCGUCUUAGAAGUUAAGAAUUUCGAUAGAUCUUUAAAGAAUGCUUUGUUAUUAGGUCCAAUCUUAGUUUUUGCUACUUUCUGUAUCUUAACUAUGUUAAUUGUUUGGAAAGGUUCUCCAAACUUAGGUUUAGAUAAAUUAUCAACUGGUGCUACUCUUGGUUCAAUCUUCGGUGUUGGAGGUGUUGCUAUGAUUUUAUAUAUCACCUUCUUAUACCCAUACUACAGAAGAAAAUUAGUUUACAAUGAUUGGACUUUGAAAUGGUACGAUAUCUUCAGAGCUCCAACUUUUUACUUCAAAUCAACUGAUAAUAUUCCUCCAAUGCCACAAGGUCAUCAACUUACCAUUGAUUAUUAUGAAGGUAGAAGAUAUACUGAAGAUGAAGUUUCUGAAGUUUCAAAAGAUAUUUCUGACGAAGAAAACAAAGUCGAAGAUUCAAGUGAUGAAAUCACUACUCAAGUUAAAGAACAAAAAUCUGGAUGGUUCGUUAAUGCUUGUCCUCCAGAUAUGACUACUAAACAAUAUUGGUUAUCAUGUGCUAAACAACCAUCUAAAUGGGGUCAUUUAGUUUGGCAAUUCAUUAUUCACGGUUGGGUUCAAGAUGUUAUUUCUUUACAAGUUAUUUCAAAAGGUGCUUUAGCUGGUGAUUUAAAGAAAAUGCAUUUAUCAUCUAAAUUUUAUGAUAAUAGAAUUGAAUUCAUGUAUUCUAUUUUACAAUGUAUUACUGCUGGUACUAUGUCAUUCGCCCAUGGUGCUAAUGAUAUUGCUAAUGCCACUGGUCCAUUAUCAGCUGUUUACACUGUAUGGCACACUGGUACCGUUGGUGCUAAAGCUGAUGUUCCUCAAUGGGUCUUAGGUUACGCUGGGGUUGCUUUAGUUAUUGGUAUCUGGACUUUGGGUUAUAGAAUUAUGUCCGUCUUAGGUAACAAAUUAAUCUUACAAUCUCCUUCAAGAGGUUUUUCCAUUGAAUUGGGUGCUGCUGUUACUACUGUUAUGGCUACUCAAUUAUCUAUUCCAGUAUCAACUACUCAAUCAGCUGUUGGUGCUACCGUCUUCAUUGGUUUAUGUAACAGGGAUCUUAAAUCAGUCAAUUGGAGAAUGGUCUUAUGGUGUUAUUUCGGUUGGCUUUUAACCUUACCAAUCGCUGGUUUAAUCGCUGGUAUCUUAAACGGUAUCAUUUUAUAUUCACCUCAUUAUUAG
Messenger RNA from Yamadazyma jaroonii, 1707 nucleotides. NCBI's taxonomy places the organism in Eukaryota, Fungi, Ascomycota, Pichiomycetes, Serinales, Debaryomycetaceae. The record is from the annotation of a GenBank genome assembly.